Molecule: messenger RNA, 2849 nt
Organism: Larimichthys crocea (large yellow croaker)
Lineage: Eukaryota; Metazoa; Chordata; Actinopteri; Sciaenidae
Product: heterogeneous nuclear ribonucleoprotein Q
Exons: 10
Coding region: 176-2125 (649 amino acids)
Molecular function (GO): RNA binding
Source: RefSeq, a predicted model, not a curated record
CAGAAACCCCGUGCGCGCAGAGAGGCAGAGCUCGCGACGUUACGUCGCCGCCAUUUUGUUUCCCCGGGACUGAAGAACCGAGCCGAGCGGCACCGGCGGGAGAUUCUGCUGCACCCGAACCUUCAGCGCGGCGGAGCGGCACCGUGCACAGCCCACAGCCCCGGUCUACACUCGCAUGAUGUCUGACUCCCCCUCUCAGAUGUCUGCAGACAUGUCCACGGAUCACGUUAACGGGAACGGGACGGAGGAGCCGAUGGACACGACGGCGGCGGUGACUCAGUCCGAACAUUUCCCGGCUCUGCUGGAAGCUGGUUUACCUCAGAAAGUCGCAGAGAAGCUGGACGAGCUUUACGUAGCAGGACUCGUAGCACACAGCGACCUCGAUGAACGGGCGAUUGAAGCGCUGAAAGAGUUCAACGAGGAGGGAGCGCUGCAGGUGCUGGUCCAGUUCAAAGAGAGCGACCUGUCACAUGUGCAAAACAAAAGUGCCUUUCUGUGCGGCGUGAUGAAGACGUACAGGCAGAGAGAGAAACAAGGCACCAAAGUGUCCGACUCCACUAAAGGACCCGACGAGGCCAAAAUCAAAGAGCUCCUGGACAGAACCGACUACACGCUCGACGUCACGACGGGCCAGAGGAAGUACGGCGGGCCGCCGCCGGAGUCCGUAUACUCAGGAGCUCAGCCCAACGUCGGGACGGAGAUCUUUGUCGGGAAGAUCCCCCGCGACCUGUUUGAAGAUGAGCUGGUUCCUCUCUUUGAGAAGGCCGGGCCGAUCUGGGACCUCCGGCUAAUGAUGGACCCGCUGAGCGGCCUGAACCGGGGCUACGCCUUCGUCACGUUCUGCACUAAAGAAGCUGCCCAGGAAGCUGUGAAGCUGUGUAACAAUCACGAGAUCCGCCCCGGCAAACACAUCGGGGUGUGCAUAUCUGUCGCCAACAACCGGCUCUUUGUUGGCUCCAUUCCCAAGAGUAAAACAAAGGAGCAGAUUGUUGAAGAGUUCGCUAAAGUCACAGAGGGCCUCAGUGAUGUCAUACUGUACCACCAGCCCGACGACAAGAAGAAGAACCGAGGCUUCUGCUUCCUCGAGUACGAAGACCACAAGACAGCCGCUCAGGCUCGCCGCCGGCUGAUGAGCGGCAAGGUGAAGGUGUGGGGCAACGUGGUGACGGUGGAGUGGGCCGACCCCAUCGAGGAUCCCGACCCGGAGGUCAUGGCCAAGGUGAAGGUUUUAUUCGUGAGAAAUCUUGCCAACGGAGUCACGGAGGAGAUCCUGGAGAAGUCCUUCAGUCAGUUUGGAAACCUGGAGCGAGUGAAGAAGCUCAAAGACUACGCCUUCAUUCACUUUGAGGAGAGGGACGGGGCAGUGAAGGCGUUGGAGGAGAUGAACGGGAGCGAGCUGGAGGGCGAGCCCAUCGAGAUUGUUUUUGCCAAACCGCCAGAUCAGAAGAGGAAAGAGCGCAAAGCUCAGAGACAAGCAGCCAAAACACAAAUGUACGACGACUAUUACUACUACCCUCCUCCUCCCCACAUGCCUCCUCCUGGCAGAGGCCGGGGCAGAGGCGGCAACCGGGGCGGCUACUCGUACCCCCCUGACUACUACGGUUACGAUGACUACUAUGACUACUACAGCUAUGACUAUCACAACUACCGCGGCGGCUACGACGACCCGUACUACGGCUACGACGACUUCCAGGCGCCCAGCCGAGGGCGGGGCGGCAGCAGGGGUCCCCGGGGCGGAGGCUCUCCGGCCAGAGGACGCGGUGGCAGCGGCGGUGCCGGGGCGCCCAGAGGCAGGUCCAACUUCUCCCAACGCGGUGGCGGACCGGGACCGGGCCGCGGCGGCGGAGGACGGGGAGCAAGAGGAGGAGGAGGCCUGCAGCCGAGAGGGCGAGGAGGGGUACGUGGUGCUCGGGGUGGCCGCGGUGGAAAUGUAGGAGGAAAGCGCAAAGCUGACGGGUACAACCAGCCAGAUUCCAAGCGGCGCCAGACCAAUAAUCAGAACUGGGGCUCUCAACCCAUUGCUCAGCAACCGCUCCAGGGCGGUGACCAUUCUGGUAACUAUUCCGGUUACAAAUCCGACAACCAGGAAUUUUAUCAGGAUUCUUUUGGGCAGCAGUGGAAGUAAUCGAGUAGUUGAUAAAACAAAACAAACGUGUUUUUAUUCUUUUUUUUGUUUUUAUCUUUUUAUUUAGAGACUUGAUCUGAUUGGCUCUCAGUCCCAUCACGGUUGCCUUUUUUUGUUUUUGUUUUUUCCUCUAAAUUUGGUGACAUCUGGCAAGUUCUGUCUGUCUGUACAUAUUUUAAUAACCGCUUGGACUCGAAGCGUAGUCACUCCCACCAUGUUUGUUUCUGGCGAACUGGUUUUUAUUUUUCCCUCCUUUUUUUUGUGUUAUUUUUAUUUUUAAAGUUGGUCGGUAAAAUUUUCCAUAAAAGAAAAAAAAAACGAACCAAACAAGCGAUUUUUAGCUGCAGUGUGCUCGAGCUGUCUAUUUGGCUUCUAGCUUGUUCCUGUGUGUUUCUAGACGUUCUGGUUUUUCAUGUUUUUAAGUAGCUGCACAGCGACCAAGCAUCUGUCUCCUAAAGCUGUAUUUAAAACACAUGAAAUACAAUUUGUAUUGUCACAAAGUUACUGCGUGUCUUGUUAUUGAAAAGAAGAUUUAAAAAAAAAAAAAAAAAAAGGGCCGUCGCUGUCCUUUUUUAACUUUUUGGCUUUUACAUUUUGGCUUGUAUUCUUUGCUGUUUGUCUGCUUUAAUAAACAUUUACACGCACACGUGUACAAAACUUCAAAUUGUGUUUGCAAAUUCAUGUUUCGGCAAAUUCUCUCUGCAAAUUGCCUCAAAAAAAAAAA